Odontomachus brunneus is the source of this 2741-nucleotide messenger RNA. RefSeq names its product CCHC-type zinc finger protein CG3800 (gene CNBP). The record is from RefSeq and is a predicted model, not a curated record. Gene Ontology annotation, cellular component: cytoplasm. The transcript has 3 exons. Lineage: Eukaryota; Metazoa; Arthropoda; Insecta; Hymenoptera; Formicidae. The coding region runs from base 302 to 769 and encodes 155 amino acids. Gene Ontology annotation, biological process: positive regulation of cytoplasmic translation. Gene Ontology annotation, molecular function: zinc ion binding; mRNA binding; single-stranded RNA binding.
GCGUCAGUCUCGGAUGCCAUCUUCGCGCCGCGCACGUAGCUCCGUGUGUGUACGUGUGUGCGCGCAUACGUACAUACGCGCGUGUUCGUGUACGUGCAUAUUACGCGCAUAUACACGGAGUACGUACACGGACAUCCGUACGCACAUACAAGACCGGCGCAAAGUGGGGGCGAGCACGGAGAAAGAGAAAGAGCGAAGGAGAAAGAGGAGCGAGUGAGCGAACGGAGCGGAUAUCAAGCAGCCACGUUGGUACUCGGCGCUGUGAAAUCGGAGAAGCAUCGUCGCUAGGAUAUUAUAAAAAAUGAGUUCAAGUGCAUGUUACAAAUGUAACCGCAUGGGCCACUUUGCGCGGGAGUGCCCACAAGGAGGUGGAGGUGGAGGUAGAGGAGAUCGCGGUCGUGACAGGGAUGGUGGCUUUGGCCGUGGAAGAGAGAAAUGCUUCAAGUGCAACCAAUUCGGACACUUUGCACGCGAGUGCAAAGAGGAUCAGGAUCUUUGCUACCGCUGCAAUGGUGUCGGACACAUUGCGAAAGACUGUCAGCAGGGGCCAGAACUGAGUUGUUACAAUUGCAACAAGACUGGUCACAUGGCGCGCAGCUGCCCGGAGGGCGGCAAUGAUUCCGGUCGCUUUGCCAUGCAAAGUUGCUACAACUGCAACAAGACGGGUCACAUCGCUCGCAACUGCACCGAGGCUGGUGGCAAGACUUGCUACAUCUGCGGUAAGACCGGUCACAUAAGCCGUGAGUGCGACCAGGACGACAGGAAGUAGGAGAUAACCGAAAUCCGUGCCGCUCGCUUAACGAUAACGAUAAGCUGUUUACCGUCACGCGCGUUGCUACCGAGAAUUAUAACUAGGUAGGGAUGUGCAGACACAUGUCUCGUUGACGCGUACAAUGUGCGGAUGACGUAUGCCGUCGUCGUCGUCGUCGCCGUCGCUGUCUCCUUUGAGCCGCUAUUGUCGUCGACGUCGCCGGCGGCACUCAUCCUCGUCGUCGUCGUAGUCGUUCGGAUUUCCAUCUCUCCAUGCUCCCAACUCCCGGAGGCCAUCCAAGCCCUCCUCCCCCUUAUCCCCAAUCUCCUUACCUUCUCUGCCCACCGUUGUUCUCUUCGCAAGGGUUUUUCUUUUUUCUUAACGAUGUCUUUAAGUUUUUAUUGCUGUUACACUGACACAUACAUACAUACAUACAUACAUACAUACAUACAUACAUACAUACACACAUACAUACAUACAUACAUACACAUACAUACAUACAUACAUACAUACAUAUGUAUAUGCAUGUAUACAUGCAUAUAUAGCAAAAUACACAUGAUUACAUUACUACUCUUCUGCUACUAUUACGUGUGCGUGAGCGCAGGGUAACACGUCCGACGUUUUUACCAUGUUACACGUUCAUGGUAUACACAAGACAACAUACAGUCACAUGCAUUAUAUACAUACACGUAUGUAAUAAUAUUAUAAACAUUCGAUUGAAUUAGAGUAGAGACAUGAGUCCUCUGUCCCUUGACUUUCGAACUGUCUCGUACGCGCAUUGUUUUCCGAUGCAAGAUGUAUGGAUACUCGGGAAGCUUACACGUGAUCUCGCGAGGUAUCGACGCGUGUUCGCGCGGUGUAAGCCGCGCCACUUCCUUCAUACACGUGCUCCCUCGGCGGCUGUCGCAUUUGUACAACACAGCAAAUUUUACAUAACGAAAUGACUGAAACGAUUGACAAGAUAAAACAAAAAAAAAAGAAAAGGACAGGCUGCUGCUAGUCGGCGCUCGUUGAGAUAAUGACGUCUCGCCAUUGACAUAGGCACAGGCUCACGUCGCACCACUUUUCGCAUCCACGCAUCUUGUAUUCUCUGGUCCUCCCUCUCGAACUCUCUAGCCGACACUCACAAAGAAAAAAAAAGAAGUAAUUCGGAAGCGAAAGCGGGAAUGGAAAGAGAAAGCGAGAACACAUGCCGGCCCUGAAUGCAUAAAAAUAAGAAUUAGUAACGCUAAUUUUUAAUGUGUAAGGAUGUAAUGAGGAUCUCGCCGAGCUGUUACUACGUCAUUUUUCUCUGAGUUUCCGUUUUAUAUUUUUUGUUUUCUUUUUACUUAUACCCGUCCGGUUCCGUCGUAUGCGGGUGGGCGAACGGACGGACAAGAAAGCGAAAUAUAGUUGUAGGAUUGUCAGUGUUUACGGGUUUAUAUACAGUUGUACUGGGUCUUGCGUAUCCCCCAACUUCGACGAAGUAGGGCAAAAGAGAGAGAGAGAAACAUGUGUUUGUGUCCGAAUACAAAAAAAAAGGAAGAAUCGUCAUUUAUACCGGUAUGAUACGUUUGAAAAAAAAAAAAUGAUCGCUAUAUCCAUAUGUAUGUAUAUAUACAUAUAAACACGGUGGUCUGUACAAGUUGAGAUAUUUUCUACGUACAAGCAUAUAAUUGUUAAUAACACGACUAUAGUUCAUGUAGUUCAUACCGUCGCCAGACUGUUGACGGACUUGAGAUGAGAGGAGCCCACACUGGUGUGUACCAACCUUACUAUAUCCUUACAUGUUGCUGAAAAUACUUCGUUACUAGGUAUAUGUAUAUAUAUAUGCGCAUAUGUGUAUACAUAUAUUUAUGCAUAUGUGCAGGAGCUGUAUUUUGUACUGUAAAAAGCUAGCUAUACUCUGGUCGUUGCUGGUGGCUAAUUCCGACUGCGAUGAUAUAAUUCUGUCUGUAUGACUCUCUUUGUAUUUUACACGAGAAGAUUAUAUUAUUCAUGUUUAGACUAA